Messenger RNA from Gorilla gorilla gorilla (western lowland gorilla), 1047 nucleotides. RefSeq names its product nucleoredoxin like 1 (gene NXNL1). The record is from RefSeq and is a predicted model, not a curated record. Lineage: Eukaryota; Metazoa; Chordata; Mammalia; Primates; Hominidae. The transcript has 2 exons. Bases 187 to 825 code for a protein of 212 amino acids. Gene Ontology annotation, biological process: photoreceptor cell maintenance. Gene Ontology annotation, cellular component: mitochondrion.
UCUCUCCUGAGAAGGGCCACACAGAGAGCCCUGCCCCCUGCCCUUAGAGGCCCCUCAGGUCAAGGUUUAGGCAGAUUAGUGAAGUCCUAAGCUGGUUUCCUAAAGAUUUCUAUUUCUGGGAGAGGAGCCAGUCAGCAGACCGCGGACCACACGCCGCGCUGUCCCCAGCACCCAACCCAGGUUACCAUGGCCUCCCUGUUCUCUGGCCGCAUCCUGAUCUGCAACAAUAGUGACCAGGACGAGCUGGAUACGGAGGCUGAGGUCAGUCGCAGGCUGGAGAACCGGCUGGUGCUGCUGUUCUUUGGUGCCGGGGCUUGUCCACAGUGCCAGGCCUUCGUGCCCAUCCUCAAGGACUUCUUCGUGCGGCUCACAGAUGAGUUCUAUGUACUGCGGGCGGCUCAGCUGGCCCUGGUGUACGUGUCCCAGGACUCCACAGAGGAGCAGCAGGACCUGUUCCUCAAGGACAUGCCAAAGAAGUGGCUUUUCCUGCCCUUUGAGGAUGAUCUGAGGAGGGACCUCGGGCGCCAGUUCUCAGUGGAGCGCCUGCCGGCGGUCGUGGUGCUCAAGCCGGACGGGGACGUGCUCACUCGCGACGGCGCCGACGAGAUCCAGCGCCUGGGCACCGCCUGCUUCGCCAACUGGCAGGAGGCGGCCGAGGUGCUGGACCGCAACUUCCAGCUGCCAGAGGACCUGGAGGACCAGGAGCCACGGAGCCUCACCGAGUGCCUGCGCCGCCACAAGUACCGCGUGGAAAAGGCGGCGCGAGGCGGGCGCGACCCCGGGGGAGGGGGUGGGGAGGAGGGCGGGGCCGGGGGGCUGUUCUGACCCCCCAGUGUGGAGGAGAGGAGUGGGGUUUGUUGAUGAACCUCCACCCCCACCCCACCCCCGCACGCCUGUAAUCCCAGCACUUGGGGAGGCCAAGGCGGGAGGAUCGCUUGAGCCCAGAAGUUCGAGAUCAACCUGGGCAACAGAGUGAGAACCUGACUCUACGAAAAUUAAAAGUUAGCCCGGUGUGGUGGCGCGCACCUGUGGCUUAGCUACCCUGAA